AUGUAUGGUUAUAGCAUAAUUCAGGCAAAAAAGGUUUUACCAGUAUGUGGAGUGAUAGUAAAUAAAAAUUCCAUAAGAUUUUCAAAAUUUUUGUUUCCAACAAUAAACGAAGAAAUUAGCAAGAAAUGGCCUUAUUUUAAACGAAACAGUGAAUUAUUAUUCCAAAAAAGUACAAAUUCCUCUUUGUCAUUAUUGUCAAUAAAUAAGGGUAAAUUCUACAGUGAUUUGUACCAUAAAAAAAAUAGGUUUGGAGAUUUUCUAAGCAACAAUUACUCAAGAAUUUUUAAUGAUAAAGGGAAAAAAAAUGUAAAAUUUGGGAUUUCUGCUGGUUUAAUUUUAUUGUUAUUCUAUAUUUUAAUUGUAAUUAAGGAAAAAAAUGAAAAUGAAAAGUAUUUCAAAUCAGGGUUCAGUUCAAACAUAGCUACAAGGUAUAUAGUAAAUGUAAUUAAUGACCCAAAAAUCGAAGAUUCGCUUAAAAAAUUAUUUAAAAGAGUUCUAACCAGUUUAAUUAAGGAUGAUGAUUUUUCAAAGGACUGGAAAGUUGGGCUUAGACAAGUUAUUAAAGAAUUUGAAGAUGAAAUAGGUCAGAACUUGACUAACAUUCUUAAAACAAAAAUUGUUCAAGAUUGGUUGUAUUCUACUACAAAUGAGAUUGUAGAUUAUAUGAGUAAAACACCUGAAAUUAUUUCUAAAACUUCAUCUUUAUUUUCAGAUGCAUUUAAUCAUCAGAUUUUCACAGAAAAUUCGAAGAAAUGGUUAGAAGAAUUUAUUCAUAACUGUGUUAUAAAUAACAAAAAAAUUAUUAAUUCAAUAAAUCACCUCUUAAUACGGAUUUUUAAUACAAAAGAUAUUCAAAAUAAUUUAAGUGACUUAUUUAAAGAUGUUAUUCUAGAUGAUAGCACUCAAGAUUACAUUAGUUUAGCAUUUUGGAAUGUAAUAAGAAAAUCUCUUAUAUUCCCAAAAAAUUGGUUUAAUGGUAUCAAAAAUACUGAAAAUUCCACAAAAAAUAUUGACAAGUCCAAAAAAAAAGGCUGA
This is a messenger RNA of Cryptosporidium ubiquitum, 1035 nucleotides long. RefSeq lists its product as uncharacterized. The transcript has a single exon. Lineage: Eukaryota; Apicomplexa; Conoidasida; Eucoccidiorida; Cryptosporidiidae. The record is from RefSeq and is a predicted model, not a curated record. Bases 1 to 1035 code for a protein of 344 amino acids.